This is a messenger RNA of Anneissia japonica, 2467 nucleotides long. RefSeq names its product sorbitol dehydrogenase-like. Gene Ontology annotation, biological process: D-sorbitol catabolic process. The transcript has 9 exons. Lineage: Eukaryota; Metazoa; Echinodermata; Crinoidea; Comatulida; Comatulidae. Bases 94 to 1161 code for a protein of 355 amino acids. Gene Ontology annotation, molecular function: zinc ion binding; L-iditol 2-dehydrogenase (NAD+) activity. The record is from RefSeq and is a predicted model, not a curated record.
UUCCAUAGAUUCUUGUGUAUAAUUCUUCGAAACAACUGUGGCCAAGCCUACCGCUGCCCUAGCUAGGCUAAUUUGUUUUUAGUCCUUUAAGGCAUGAUGUCAGAGUGCGUAAAUUUAUCUGCUAUUCUCAAAAAGCAAGGUGAAUUAGUUUUAGAAGAUACACCCAUACCAAAGCCAACCAAAAAUGAGGUCCAGAUUCGUAUGCAGCGUGUGGGAAUCUGUGGAUCUGAUGUCCAUUACUGGACACAUGGGUGUAUUGGUCACUUCAUUGUGGAGGCUCCAAUGAUUUUGGGUCAUGAAUCCAGCGGUAUUGUUUCAGAAGUUGGUGAAGGUGUAGAGCACUUACAAGUAGGUGAUCGUGUUGCGAUAGAACCAGGUGUUCCAUGCCGCAUGUGUGCUUUCUGUAAGAGUGGCAGAUACAACUUGUGUCGUGACAUGGUUUUCUGCGCUACCCCUCCAGUUGAUGGCUCACUUAGGAGAUUUUACACCCAUGCUUCAGACUUCUGCUUCAAAUUGCCUGACCAUGUUUCAAUGGAGGAGGGCGCUCUACUUGAACCAUUAUCUGUGGCCGUUCAUGCCUGUCGGAGAGCUGGUGUAACUCUUGGCAACAAUGUUUUGAUUUGUGGAGCGGGUCCCAUUGGUCUUCUGUGUAUGUUAGUAGCCAGAGCUAUGGGAGCUGCUGUAACGGCCAUUACAGAUAUUGAUGAAGGAAGACUAAAUAAAGCAAAGGAGCUUGGGGUAAAUUUCACUGUCAAAGUUGACACCAAAGAUGGUAAGGUGAUGGCAAGCAAAAUUGAAGAAAUUAUGGGCUGUCAGCCAGAUGUGACAGUAGAAUGCAGUGGAGCAGAGCCUAGUGUACAAACAGCAAUUUAUUCAACAAAAUCUGGAGGCAUGGUUGUUCUUGUAGGAAUGGGACCACAUGAAAUGGUUUCAGCGCCAUUGAUAAAUGCUGGGGUCCGAGAAGUAGACAUCAGGGGAAUAUUUCGUUAUGCCAACUGCUAUCAAAUUGCAUUGUCUAUGAUUGCCUCUGGACAAGUGAAUGUGAAGCCAUUAAUAACUCAUCAUUUUGACUUGGAAGAAACAGUGGAUGCAUUUGAGACGGCAAAAACUGGUGCAGGGGGUGCUAUUAAAGUUAUGAUUCACUGUGGAGAUGAUAACUAACUCCAUUGUUAAGCUCUGUUCCCAGUAUCAAAAAACAUAUAUAUGCCCAUAUAAAGUCAGGAUGUGCCCAUAUAUGGUCAGGAUGUGAUGUCAUCAUGACCAUAUAUAGGCAUUUGAUAAACUGAACAGGGCUUUAUUUUUAACAAUAUACAAAUCCCUAAAUGUUUAUAAUCCCACUUAUUGUAAAUUAUACCCACGAUCUCAGUCAAAUUUGUAUGCUUCAGUGAUUUUGAAACAUAAAUUGUGUUUCUAUUCACUACUAUACAUCACUGCCUAUCACAUGGUACAGCCCACUUACUGUAAUAUAGCUAACUCAGCAGCUGAUAAAUUUUUAUUCCAAAUCCUUCACAUCACAUCCUACCAGGUACCCAUUGGAACAAAGAUUUUCUUUUGAUUGAGACUGGUGGCUGUUUCCUGUGUGUUUCUUUUUGUCACAUAACUGUACUAAAAGGUCAUGUAACAACAAGUAAACACAACUUGACAGCUGAUGAGGGUACCAAGAAUGUACUGAACUGUACUGAGAAGAAAUAUUAUAUCACAGUUUUUGAAAGGUUACACUUUUCUAUUUUGAUUAUAACAUGACAGAGUUAGAUGAUAACUUCAAAUCCAUUUUCAUUAUUGAUGUUAUUACUCCUACACAAUAUUUGAUUAUUUUAAAUAUUAUAAUUACCAUAGUAACUUUACCAACUUUAUACGGUAGAUCAAUUAUGUAUCAAUUAAAAAGUAUACUGUAAAUAGCAACUUAUAUGAAAUAGAUGUUCAUCAAUUAUGUAUUGCAUUUCUGUAACUGCUUAAAUACCAUAAAGUAUAUGUUGUAAAAAAAAGUAUAAAAUUAUAAAAAGGAUUAUUGGUUGUAUGAUAAAACAAUCAACAUAAACAAUAAAACAUAAGAUCUUAUAAAUCUAGUCUUAUUUGGAUAUUUUCCUGAUUUUUAAGCCGGUUUUACAGUCACACAGCAAUCAGCACACUAAUCGUAUCUGUCCCCGACAUGAUGGAGAGGGCUUCCCCGAUUCAUUGCCAACAAAGUUGAUGUAGAACUAGGCUGGCCAACCCUCUUGACAAAUUAUGCUAAAGGUCAUCAGCUUCUCCAGUUAUCACACUGAUUUUCUCGAAACAAUUUUCAUUUAUUUAUUUGUUCCGGUAAGCAUUUACAAACAAACUAUAAUGAACAAUAAGCAAUACAGUACUGUACAAUGAAAAAAUGUCAAAUUAAUACCUGGGGGAAAACCAAUAGUGAACUUAACCACUUUCGAAGGCAUCCCAGCAUAAAUUGACAGAAAUGAAAUAAAACGCUUAACAAAAAUAA